GGUGACGUGCGAGGGGGUUCGGCGCGAGCUGGCGGCGGUGGCGGCAGUGUCUCUGGGACGCGCGUGGAGGUCGGUUGCUGGGGACUGCUGGGCGCAGUUUCUCCGCCUGGUGCUUCAGCGCGGCAGUGCCAGCGAACGAGCGAGCGAGUCCACGCGAGCACUCGGUGGCGCUCCCCUCUCCACGCAACCUCCGUGCACUGACCGCGCGUCCUCCCGCUCGAUCGCUUCCCCCCUCCGCGGCCUCGAGGCGCUUUCCGUUGGGCCUGAUCCCGCCCGCUUCCUGCUGCUCCCCUUCGAAGCUCCAGAGAUGAGUUUUUCCAUCUCUUCAGAGAUGAACCAGAUUAUGAUGCAUGAUUAUCACAGAAGAAAUUCAUGUCUAUAGCUUUUAAGGACUUGAUUACAUCAUUUCCAAGCCUGAUAGUUUUGGAAUCACCAUUGGAGCUUAAAACACCUCUGCCUUCACUUCAACCAACCGUCUUCAUACCUCAACGAAGCGCUGAGUUUUAACACUCCUUUGUCUUGGAUUAUUUAAGAAGUCCCAGAAGUACAUUUCUCACCAGUGUAGUAGCCAAAUUUAUAAGGAAAAAUGAUUCCCAAUGGAUAUUUAAUGUUUGAAGAUGAAAAUUUCAUUGAGUCUUCUGUUGCCAAAUUGAACGCCCUGAGGAAAAGUGGCCAGUUUUGUGAUGUUCGACUUCAGGUGUGUGGCCACGAGAUGUUAGCGCACAGAGCAGUCCUGGCUUGCUGCAGUCCCUAUUUAUUUGAAAUCUUUAAUAAUGACAGUGAUCCUCAUAGAGUUUCUCAUGUUAAAUUUGAUGAUCUCAACCCAGAAGCUGUGGAAGUCUUGUUGAACUAUGCCUACACUGCACAGUUGAAAGCUGAUAAGGAAUUAGUAAAAGAUGUUUAUUCUGCAGCCAAAAAGCUGAAGAUGGACCGAGUAAAGCAGGUUUGUGGCGAUUAUUUACUGUCUAGAAUGGAUGUUACCAGCUGCAUCUCUUACCGAAACUUUGCAAGUUGUAUGGGAGACUCGCGUUUGUUGAAUAAGGUUGAUGCUUAUAUUCAGGAGCAUUUGUUAGAAAUUUCAGAAGAGGAAGAGUUUCUUAAACUUCCACGGCUAAAGUUGGAGGUAAUGCUUGAAGAUAAUGUUUGCUUGCCCAGCAAUGGCAAAUUGUAUACAAAGGUAAUCAACUGGGUGCAGCGUAGCAUCUGGGAGAAUGGAGACACUCUGGAAGAGCUGAUGGAAGAGGUUCAAACCUUGUACUACUCAGCUGAUCACAAGCUGCUUGAUGGGAACCUACUAGAUGGACAGGCUGAGGUGUUUGGCAGUGAUGAUGACCACAUUCAGUUUGUGCAGAAAAAGCCACCACGUGAGAAUGGCCAUAAGCAGAUAAGUAGCAGUUCCACUGGAUGUGUGUCUUCUCCAAAUGCCACGGUACAAAGCCCUAAGCAUGAGUGGAAAAUCAUUGCUUCAGAAAAGACUUCAAAUAACACCUACUUGUGCCUGGCUGUGCUGGAUGGUGUAUUCUGUGUCAUCUUCCUUCACGGGCGGAACAGCCCACAGAGCUCACCAACAAGUACUCCGAAACUAACUAAAAGUUUAAGCUUUGAGAUGCAACCAGAUGAACUGAUAGAAAAGCCCAUGUCACCUAUGCAUUAUGCACGGUCUGGCCUGGGGACGGCAGAGAUGAACGGCAAACUCAUAGCUGCAGGUGGCUAUAACAGAGAGGAAUGUCUUCGAACAGUUGAAUGCUACGAUCCACGUACAGACCAUUGGUCCUUCCUUGCUCCCAUGAGGACACCAAGAGCCCGAUUUCAGAUGGCUGUACUGAUGGGCCAACUCUAUGUGGUUGGUGGGUCAAAUGGCCACUCAGAUGACCUGAGCUGUGGAGAGAUGUAUGAUCCGUACAUAGAUGACUGGAUUCCUGUUCCAGAAUUGAGAACCAACCGUUGUAAUGCAGGCGUGUGUGCUCUGAAUGGGAAGUUAUACAUCCUUGGUGGCUCUGAUCCAUAUGGUCAGAAAGGACUGAAAAAUUGUGAUGUCUUUGAUCCUGUAACAAAGUCAUGGACAAGCUGUGCUCCUCUGAACAUUCGUAGACACCAGUCUGCAGUCUGUGAGCUUGGUGGUUAUUUGUACAUAAUCGGAGGUGCAGAGUCUUGGAACUGCCUGAGCACCGUAGAACGUUACAGUCCUGUAAAUAACACCUGGACUUUAAUUGCACCCAUGAAUGUGGCUAGGAGAGGAGCGGGAGUAGCUGUUCUGGACGGAAAACUAUUCGUGGGCGGUGGCUUUGAUGGUUCGCACGCCAUCAGCUGUGUUGAGAUGUACGAUCCGACGAGGAAUGAAUGGAAGAUGAUGGGAAACAUGACUUCACCUCGGAGCAAUGCUGGGAUUGCAGCUGUGGGGAACACCAUCUACGCAGUGGGAGGGUUUGAUGGCAAUGAAUUUCUGAACACCGUGGAGGUCUAUAACCUUGAGUCCAAUGAGUGGAGCCCCUAUACAAAGAUCUUCCAGUUUUAACAAAUUUAAGAUUUUUUCAAACUAACAGGCUUAGUGAUGUAAUUGUGUUUAGUAGAGGUACAUUUGUGAAUAAGGAGGGUGGGUGGGUAUAGAGGUUGCUAACAGCAACACAAAGCUUUGCAUAUUGCAUAUUAUUAAACAUGCUGUUCAUACUUUGUGUUAUUGGGAAAGGAAUGCAAAGAUGAAGAUCUGUUUUGUGUAUUUUUAGGACUACUUCGUUAUUUUACUUUUUGGAAGUUGAUAUUGUAAAAGAAUAAACCAAGAAUUGAUUGGGAACACCAUUUCAAGAAGUCCCCUCUCCUCCACAUUUGUUUUGGCAAUUUGCACAUUAAAUAACUCUUUCCUCAAAUGUGUAUUAGGCAAGAUGGGGAAGGGUGUUAAGAUACAGGUUGCUGGGUUUUUUAAGAACCCUUUUUCAAUAACUGGAAACACUCUAUAACAAAAGAGACUUAUUUAACUAGAUGGCAAUGGCUACUUUUGUUCUUAUUAAAAGAAAGCUGAUGUGCCUACCAAGAUUUAAUCUUUUAUGAUUGCCUUUUAUAACUUUUUAUACUCUCAGCAGAGUGCUUUACCUGUUGAAGGUGUGGGUCCAUGUUACCAGAGCAGAGCGGCAGCCUUGAAGCAUGCAGGGCGAAGUGUUUCUUUACACACUUAGGGUUCAAAUUUCUAAGCAUUUGCCUCAGCUACAAUUUGUUUUUUGAGAAUGAAGUACCCAUGUUUAUUUGAGUGGAACUGCUGAACAAGUAACAUAGCUUUAAUUUUUAUUUGACAUACCAAUUUUAAAUAAUAUGACUUUUUGAGGGUAUAUUAUAUAUAGAAGACACUUAAUAUUCAACAGUAAAGAACAGUGAAGUAUUUUCUCUUCUAAAUAAUUCCUGUUUUUAAUCAUUAACAAAACUAAAUGGCAGCCCUAGACUGUGAAAACAAUUAAACUACAUUGGAUUUAUGAGUGCAGCCAUUAUGAGAACUGUGUUUGUUCAGUUUUUCUGUUCAUAUGGAAGAA
Molecule: messenger RNA, 3518 nt
Organism: Pteronotus mesoamericanus
Lineage: Eukaryota; Metazoa; Chordata; Mammalia; Chiroptera; Mormoopidae
Gene: IVNS1ABP
Product: influenza virus NS1A binding protein
Exons: 15
Coding region: 587-2515 (642 amino acids)
Molecular function (GO): protein binding
Source: RefSeq, a predicted model, not a curated record